CAGCGCUGGAUUGGAGCAGUGCAUUGUGGGACACGGCAGCUUUCUGUACCGCCGCGGUGCAUGAUGGGCGCAGGGCCGAUUGACAGUCCAAAGUCAUGGCGGCUGUGUGAGUCACUGGCUCUCCCUCCUCUGUUCUUGUGCAGGAAGCCGGCAGGAAGAGCGGCCUGCAAUCCGGCUUUUCCUGUGCGAUAAGCAGGACAAGGGGGGUCAGCAGCCGCCCGAGUAUCCGGAGAGGAGGGAGGGGUGGAAAGGAAGAGCCCAUGGACAAACUGUCGGGUCUGGAGACUGCGCCUGGAGGGGGUGUAGGCGCUGCGGGUGCGGCGGCUGCUGCCAGAAAGCCUCCACGGCCGUCCGCGCCCCCUUCUCUGCCCAUGCCCAGUUCUCGCCAACCCAGCGUAGAGACUUUGGACAGCCCUACUGGAUCACAUGUGGAGUGGUGCAAGCAGCUAAUUGCAGCUACAAUAUCCAGCCAGAUUUCAGGCCCUGUUGCCUCAGAAAAUGUAUCCAGAGAUUACAAAGUUUACAGGAGGCCUGAUCUCAGGGAGAUGCAGGAUGAGCACAAUGGCUUUCUUUCUGAGUCGGAGACUGAGCAGGCCCUGAGAGAUGGAAAUAAGCUGGCACAGAUGGAAGAGGCACCACUAUUUCCUGGCGAGUCUAUCAAGGCAAUUGCUAAGGAGGUCAUGUACAUCUGUCCAUUUUGGGGAGCAGUAAGUGGGACUCUGACAGUCACGGAUUUUAAGAUGUACUUCAAAAAUGUUGAAAGGGACCCUCCUUUUAUCUUGGAUGUUCCGCUUGGUGUUAUAAGCAGAGUGGAGAAGAUUGGUGUGCAGAGCCAAGGAAGCCAUUCUUGCGGCAUAGAGAUUGUGUGCAAGGAUAUGAGAAACUUGCGGCUGGCCUACAAACAGGAAGAGCAGAACAAGUUGGAAAUAUUUGAAAAUCUCAUAAAAUAUGCAUUUCCUCUUUCUAAUGGGCUGCCCAUUUUUCCAUUCAGUUAUAAAGAAAAAUUCUCUGUGAAUGGUUGGAAAGUUUAUGACCCUACAUCAGAAUACAAAAGACAGGGUCUGCCAAAUGAGAGCUGGAAGAUAACAAAGAUUAAUAACACCUAUGAGCUGUGCGACACUUACCCUGCAGUCUUUGUUGUACCAACCAGUGUAGUAGAUGAGGAUUUUGCAAGAGUUGCUGCUUUUAGAGCCAAAGGACGUAUACCGGUUUUGUCAUGGAUUCAUCCAGAGAGCCAGGCCACGAUAACCCGCUGCAGCCAGCCGCUUGUUGGACCAAAUGACAAACGCUGUAAAGAGGAUGAGAAAUACUUGCAGACAAUAAUGGAUGCCAAUGCCCAGUCACACAAACUUAUUAUAUUUGAUGCCAGACAAAACAGUGUUGCCGACACUAACAAGACCAAAGGAGGAGGGUAUGAGAGCGAGAGCGCAUAUCCAAAUGCAGAGCUGAUCUUCCUGGAGAUACAUAACAUUCAUGUGAUGCGGGAGUCCUUGCGCAAACUGAAGGAAAUUGUUUAUCCAGCAAUAGACGAGGCCCGCUGGCUGUCAAAUGUCGAUGGCACACACUGGUUAGAGUACAUAAGGAUGCUGCUUGCUGGAUCAGUGAGAAUAGCGGAUAGGGUUGAAUCCAGUAAAACAUCAGUAGUGGUACAUUGCAGCGACGGAUGGGAUCGGACGGCACAGUUAACCUCUCUGGCCAUGCUAAUGUUGGAUAGCUACUACAGGACCAUUAAAGGAUUUGAGGUGCUCAUAGAGAAAGAGUGGAUAAGCUUUGGCCACAGAUUUGCCAUGAGAGUGGGUCAUGGAGAUGAUAACCAUUCUGAUGCUGAUCGAUCCCCAAUUUUCCUCCAGUUUAUUGACUGUGUCUGGCAAAUGACAAAUCAGUUUCCUGCAGCUUUUGAGUUUAACGAGCUUUUCCUCAUUACAAUACUGGAUCACCUGUAUAGUUGUCUGUUUGGAACGUUUCUGUACAACAGCGAACAGCAAAGAAUGAAAGAGGAAAUCCAAACAAAGACGUUAUCUCUGUGGUCUUACAUUAAUAGCCAUGUGGAUGAGUUCACCAACCCGUUUUAUGUCAAUUAUGAACACCACGUGCUGUAUCCAGUGGCCAGCCUCAGCCACUUAGAACUCUGGGUGAAUUAUUAUGUUAGAUGGAAUCCUCGCACAAGACCUCAGAUGCCAAUUCAUCAGAACCUGAAGGAUCUCCUGGCCAUUCGAGCGGAGCUUCAGAAGAAAGUGGAGGAGCUGCAACGUGAGGCCGCGACAAGAUCCAUCUCCUCCUCCUCUGACCGGGGCUCCUCCCCUUCACAUUCCGCCACCCCAGUGCACACAGCUGUGUAGCCAAGCAGUGAACUUGUGUGAAUGUGAAACCAAGACUGGGUGCACACUGCAAGGUGCCAUCACCUGUCUAUUGGACACACAGCUGUGGGCUGAAAUAGCAGCACCCAAACACUUUCCCAGGGUUCCUUGUGCUGUCAGUGUCACCUUCACGUCACUCACCUGCUGCAAACUGUCCCCAACUAUUGAACAAGGACAUCUCCACUUAGCUGGCAUGUGUAAAUAGCCCAAACAUUGUUUACAUGCUUUUUAUCAUUUUAAUGUUUAUCUUGUGAUCUCCCUCCUCGAGGGGCACUUUAUAUCUGUUACUUUUUUUUUUAUAAGAAUCUGAGAGGGACAAUCUGUAGUUUAACCUUGGGGCCGGGGGGGGGGUUUAUUGAGUCGCUGUUGGUGUUGAGAUGUGCCUAUCUGCAGUUUAAAGGGAUCAAAUUGUAUUUAUCUGGGAAAACCCUACAUAUAGUGAAUGGUUUAGUCCAGUGCAGAGCGGUGCUACCUCCUUAUGAGGUGGGUGGAGCUUUUGGGGGCGUAUUCUCUUUAAAAGAGGUGUGGUGUCUGCCCAGUUUUCUUGAGAUGUCCUUGCUCAAUCCACACCAGUGUGUGUUGCACUAGCAGGAGGGGUAGAACUUUCAUUUCUCAGAGGCAGCCCAUUUAAUAGGAGAGUCCCUGCAGCUGCCAUUUAUAUAUAUAUUUCCAUACGUCUGUACUUAUUCCAAAUGGGACCAUGUCUGUGCUGCACAGGGAGGGGAGUAUUUGGCAGGAAUGUACGACAGGGACAUUGGGCAGCGUGUGGGUGGGGCUAUGUUGGUGUGUUUGCUAGAGGGUUGAACAUAGAUAAUAGUAUUUUGCAAGUAUUUGUUUUAGUGUCUGUGGGGUUUUAAUGCUGUGCUGGCUGAUAGGCUGCACAUAAUAUAUUGUAAAGUAUUUUCUAGUUGUUGUGUAAGUGACAAGGCAGGAUUGGAAAGGGGGACAAUGUGUAGGUUGUGCAGUGUUAUACGGGGGGUAGGACAGAAAACUGGGCAUAUGUAUUGGGUGUUUAUGCAGAGGCUUCAUACAUCGGAAGGAGCCAUUGUGUGAUUGUAGCCAGCCAUCAGCCAUCUCUCUCAGGUUAUUGUAUCUAUUGCAUGACAUGAGCCAUUGUACUUUUCCCAGUAUCUAGCACAGGGAUCCGCAACCUUUAGAACCCAUGAGCAACAUUCAGAAGUAAAAGGAGUUGGGGACAACAAUAGCAUGAAAAAUGUUCUUGGGCUGCCUAAUAGGUGCUGUGAUUGUCCCUCUAUGUGGAUUGUCAACCUAUAUUGAGGCUCUGGUUGGCAGUACAGCUGUUUUUUAUACAACCAAAACUUGCCUCCAAGCCUGAAAUUCAAAAAUAAGCUCUUGCUUUGAGGCCACUGGGAGCAACAUCCAAGGGGUUGGAGAGCAACAUGUUACUCAUGACCUACUGGUUGGGGAUCACUGAUCUAGCGCCACACAAAAUGCUUUCCUGAUCAAGUCUGGGGUCCAACACAGCAUGAAAGAGACUAGUGUUUCCCCUCUUGUUUAUUGGAGGCUUUGAGUGCAAAGAAGAACUCAUGGGUGAUGUGAGUGGUGAUUGGCUACUGGGUAUUUGUGUGAAUACUGCAACUUCAUGUGCACAGGUAUUUAAAUAUCUAUAUAUUUCUCCAUUAAUGGAGACUGUGCUAACGCUGGACAACAUCGUGCAUCAAUGUAAAGGCUUUAUUAUACACCAACUCCAUUGCUGUUGCUCGUAGAUACUAUUAGACAUCCUUCUAUGCACGAGCUGCAACCGACAAAAUAUGUGCCGUAUCAGUGCAAAAAUGUUAUGUCGGCGGGAUGCAUAUGGCAAUAUACAGUUACUAUAUAUAUUUAUUGGAAGAGAUACCGGCACUCGCCAUAUUCUAGCCAAAUCUCGGGUGCUUCCCAAUUCAUAGGCGAAAAUACUGGAGACAUUUUGGUCAGCACAAAGUGUUGCACUGGUAUUGAAAAAGAAAGCGUACUGGCCCUUUAACUGAUGACUAGUUACAGGUGGGAGGCGUUGCUAUAUGAGGAUGGGGCAGAAGGGGCUGGGAAGUUGCUUGUCUCCCACCCCAAAACUAUGGAUAUGGGGUGCCCCAUUGUUAUGAGAUGGGUAGUAACCCUAAUACUGACCCCUCAAUAACAGACCCGUUCCCUUUAAACUGAUCAUUGUGCUGCUCUUGUAACGUGUGAAUGAUGAAUAGGGGCGGAGCUAGAAAAGAUGAUUUCCCGCUCUAUUCCCUGGAUUGUGUGUCUUCCUGUAAGUGAUGAGGUCACUGUCCCACCUGAAUCCUCUGUCACUGGUCACCAUGAAAUGUGCCCUCACUCCUCAGAGACUUCACUGUAAUUGCCACUGACAUUCCUUGGGGUUGUGCUCCAGCUGCUCUUCUUUUCUAAUGACAUUUUACUCAUUAGCUGCUGUCAAAUUGGUCAUCUUAACCGUUUCACCUGCAGCAGGGGGGAGGGGUUAUUGCUAGGCAACAAGUCCCACAAUCCAUCAGAUCACAAUAGAACAAAGGGAGGGGGAAUGGUUUGUACCAGUGUCAGUAUGUGGACUCCUUUAUAUCUGUGUAAAAAAGCUACAUUUAUAUUUCUUUUUGGCAGUACAGAUUUAGUGUUUGUUCACCUUUUCUACGUAAGCCCAAUGGAAUGAGUCUGCUGGGAGGUAUAUUUUCCUUUGUUUUCACUAGGGAGCAGCUAGAGAUUCCACUUCAUCCCUGUAAUCACCCCUUUCCCUUCCAGUUAAAUGGAGCUCACUAGCCAUUGACCUACUCGGUAGCUUGAAAUUAAAGGGGUGGUUCACCUUUGCAGUAACUUUUAGUAGGUUAUAGAAUGGCUAAUUUGAAGCGACUUUUCAAUUGGCCAUCAUUUUUUCUUUUGUAUAGUUUUUGAGUUAUUUGCCUUCUUCUGAUUCUUUCCAGCUUUAAAAUGGGGGUUACAGACCAAUGCUCUGUAAGGCUACACAUUUAUUGUGUUAUUGCUACUUUUUGUUACUCAUCUUUCUUUUCCGCUUCUCUCCCAUUCAUAUUCCAGUCUUUUUUUCAAAUCAAUGCAUGGUUGCUAGGAUAAUUUGGACCCUAGCAACCAGAUGGCUGAAAUUGCAAACUGGAGAGCUGCUGAAUAAAAAGCUAAAUCAACAGAAAUAAUAAAAAAUAAAAACCAAUUGCAAAUUGUCUGAGAAUAUCACACUCUACAUCAUACUUAAAGUUAAUUUAAAGGUGAACAACCCCUUUAAGUUUUCUGUAGAAUGCCAGAUUUCUAGCAACUGCAAUUGGUCUUCAUUAUUGUUUAAGGAGUAUUUGCCUUACUCUUUUUUUUUUUUUUUUUUUUUAUUACCGAUCUUUCUAUUCAGGCCUUCUCCUAUUGUAUGUCAUUCACACCACUGCCUGGUUGCUUGGGUAUAUAAGACUAUAGCAACAGCUGCUGAAAUACUAAAUUGGAGAGCUGCUGAACAAAAAGCUAAAUAACUGAAAACCCAUUAAAAAAGGAAGACCAAUUGCAAAUUGUCUGAGUAUCAAUGUCUGUAUAAUACUAAAAGUGAAUUUGAAGUUGAGCAAUGAUAUAAAAUAUGGAAACAUCGGUUCUACAUUAUCGGCAAGCAAAUGGAGGGUCUCUGGCAAAAGCCCAUAUACAGUAAGUGUGUUGCAUUUAUGCUUAGAAAUCGGUGUAGUCUGCAGCAUACGUCUAUAUUAGGGAUGCACCGAAUUCGGGAUUCGGCCUUUUUGAGCAGUCCAUCUACCCGGCCGAACCAAAUCCUAAUUUGCAUAUGCAAAUUAGGGCCUGGGAGGGAAAUCGUGUGACUUUUUGUCAUAAAACAAGGAGUUAAAAAAUGUUCCCCCUUCCCACCCCUAAUUGCAUAUGCAAAUUAGGAUUUGUUUCGGUAUUCGGCCGAAUCUUUUGCUGAGGAUUCAGGGGUUCAGCCUAAUCCAAAAUAGUGGAUUCGGUGCAUUCCUAAUCUAUAUCAAGUGCUCAUUAGCUGUGGUUUACUAACAUUGGCGAUAAAUAUCUCCUGAGAUUUCUGGACAUGUUGCCCAUAGCAACCAAUCAGAUCUUUGCUUUUGUUUCUGACUUGUAGGUGACUGUUUAAAGCGAAUUGCUGUUUGGUUGCUAUGGGAAACAUCUCCAGAGAUACAGUAGAUAUCUCCAAUCUUAGUAAUGGAAUGUAAACAAGAACUAAUGCAGAGAGUCCUCCCCUCUAUAGGAAGACUGUAUAAUAAUAGUCGCCUGGCUCCCCGUGUAUGGCUUCUCUAUGUGCCUUUAUUUUAGGAGCAUAGUCACUUCCCGGCCGUUUAUUCCAGGAUGAGUGUCCCGUUAUGAAGUCCUUCCAUGGGAUAUGUACCGUUGCCCCACACGUGGAGUAUAUAAUUGGUCACAUGUAGACACGUUACACGCCCGCUAUACGGAUGCUGCUGUGCAUUUAUUUUUGUACAUGGAAGAGUAUUUAUAGCUGUUACAUAUCUGUAAGCACAAAGAUGUUUACUCCAGUGUAUAUACUGUAAAGUGAAUCUGUAGUGACUUCUUUUCUGACAUUCAGGUAUAUAUCUGUUCAAAAGUGCUGAAAUAAAAGCCUUUUUAUUAUA
Molecule: messenger RNA, 6928 nt
Organism: Xenopus laevis (African clawed frog)
Lineage: Eukaryota; Metazoa; Chordata; Amphibia; Anura; Pipidae
Gene: mtmr1.L
Product: myotubularin related protein 1 L homeolog
Exons: 17
Coding region: 261-2339 (692 amino acids)
Biological process (GO): phosphatidylinositol dephosphorylation
Cellular component (GO): cytoplasm; membrane; endomembrane system
Molecular function (GO): phosphatidylinositol-3-phosphate phosphatase activity; phosphatidylinositol phosphate phosphatase activity; protein tyrosine phosphatase activity
Source: RefSeq, a predicted model, not a curated record